Messenger RNA from Rhizopus microsporus ATCC 52813, 755 nucleotides. RefSeq lists its product as uncharacterized. The record is from RefSeq and is a predicted model, not a curated record. The transcript has a single exon. The coding region runs from base 277 to 612 and encodes 111 amino acids. NCBI's taxonomy places the organism in Eukaryota, Fungi, Mucoromycota, Mucoromycetes, Mucorales, Rhizopodaceae.
CUCUUGAAGAACACGAAAGAACACAUUUCGCUAUUUACACUACACAUUGCGUCAAGUACACUAUUCGUUGUACCCGUACGUAUGUAUUUUCCAUUGAGUAUCAGCAAAAUAAAAUAUACCCGGGAUAAUGAACUAUGCUAUCCUUACUGGUUUUUGACUAGAAAGCUUAUAAAAGGAAUUAGGCGUGUUAAAAAGCUUUGGAGGAUAAAAAGACUCUUCAUUAUUAUAGAACGUUACAAUAAUUUAUAAUAAGCUUGAGAUAAUACUCGUACGAAUAUGCUUCUUACAAACCCAUUGCUCCCUCUCCUGGAAUUAGGCUUUUACUGUAUUUUCUUAUUGGCUUAUCAGUAUCUCUUAUUGUUUUACAGGCCCCAUAUAACAACACAUCCCUUAUUGCUGCAAAACUUGGUUUCUGAAGUUAACACUUUAAACUUGCAGCUAACAUCAAAUGAGCUUUGUAUAACUUCAUCUGAUUGGCAUGAUAUAUUUAAGCAUAAUCAACUCACCAUCCUUCACUUUAUAGCUAAUGUUCUCAAUGACUUUAGUAAGACGGAAGGGCCAAUGCAACGGCUGAUCAACAAGGAACUGAUCUCGAGGGUGUUACGAUUAUAGAUCAUGACUAAAUCAUUAACAUGAUAUGCGACCACCUUUGAUACUUUGUUAUAUCGUUCAAAUAUCUUUGUAAACCUUAAUGUGCACGAAAAAAAUCACAAAAAAGUGGCUAAUAUUAUGGGUGCUACCUCAGGUCGCUACCU